Funneliformis mosseae is the source of this 1101-nucleotide messenger RNA. The record is from the annotation of a GenBank genome assembly. NCBI's taxonomy places the organism in Eukaryota, Fungi, Glomeromycota, Glomeromycetes, Glomerales, Glomeraceae.
AUGAAUAAAUUAGUUGAUAACGAAAUUUCACACGUGUUAAGCCCAAUACCAAGAGCUUGUGUCUUCAUCAACUCUAGCGAUCCCUUAUAUCCUAACCAAGUCAUAAACUGUGGUAACAAUCCGUGUUUUAAGCCUCCCUUUCCGCCGAUUAUCAAUCCAAGAGAUUUGGUGGCAAAACAACCAUCUGGUGGUCGUAUAUUGGCACGAGCUCCAAAUGCCUUCAUUAUUUAUAGGAAAUUGUGCGUUGAGACUGCUCGCUCGUAUGGUUAUUAUUUGCCGAUGACUGUUAUAUCUUCUAUGGCUUCACAAUCAUGGGAGGAAGAAUCUUCAGACGUAAAAGCGGAAUAUAAGCGUAUUGCACAAGAGGCAACUAGAUAUUAUAAAGAAUUGUACCCCAAAAUCGAACGACGUAAAAAACGAGAGAAAUGGAAUCUAGUUUCAUUUCAACCAAAACAACAAAAAUCACAUUCUUCAAAGACAAAUAACAAAAAAGCUACGGAACCAUUACUCAAAUUCAAGAAAUCCAAUCCAUCUAAAUCUUCUUUACCUGAUCAACAACAAAAUGCCACGAAUUCUUCUAUCAAUAAAUCGGUUUCUGCUGAAAUGUCGUCAGAUGAGAAACACGUUAGUUCUAAAGAUGAUAAAUCGAAUAAUAACGAAAUAAGUCCGGAUAAAAAAUCGGUAUAUCCAAGCCCAGAUCUUUCUCUUGAUGAUUACCUGAAUUCGCAAGAGAUUGAGCAAUUCCGCUCCAUAGAAGUAAUAACUCCGGAAGGAACAAUAAAUGCGAAUUCUCAUUUUAAUUUGGAAUAUCCAAGCCCAGAUUUAUCUUCCGGUGAUUAUUUCGAUUUUGGAAAUUUAGAUACUGCCGAAAUUUACGACGAAGAAAUUUCUAAAUGGAAUAAUAUUUCUCAAAUUGAAGUUGUAUCUGAGAAUACUUUUACUUCAAUUUAUCAAGAAGACAUCAAUAAGAAUGCAUUUAUUGUAACUGAAGGAACAGAUAGGAUAGAAAGUUCCGAUUAUAAUGCUUCAAAAGUUUUUAAUUUGUCUGAUAAUCUAAACAUUUCAUUUUCUGCAAUAAUGGGACCAGAUUCUUAUUUUUGA